Panthera uncia (snow leopard) is the source of this 1360-nucleotide messenger RNA. RefSeq names its product pre-mRNA processing factor 38A (gene PRPF38A). Lineage: Eukaryota; Metazoa; Chordata; Mammalia; Carnivora; Felidae. Bases 142 to 861 code for a protein of 239 amino acids. The transcript has 5 exons. Gene Ontology annotation, cellular component: precatalytic spliceosome. The record is from RefSeq and is a predicted model, not a curated record.
AUUUCCGGUAUCAAGAUGGUGGCUUCAGCUAUUUAAAGACUUUCUGAACCCUUCUUCGUCCCUUUGUGGAUUUUUUUUUUUUUUAAACUGGAUGUGACGCAUUAAAAGAACCGACGGAAGUAGAACCGAAGGAGUUCGAAAAUGGCGAACCGUACGGUGAAGGAUGCGCAUAGCAUCCACGGCACCAAUCCUCAGUAUUUGGUGGAGAAGAUCAUUCGGACGCGAAUCUACGAGUCUAAGUACUGGAAAGAGGAGUGCUUUGGACUGACGGCUGAACUUGUAGUCGAUAAAGCCAUGGAGUUGAGGUUUGUGGGUGGUGUCUAUGGUGGCAACAUAAAGCCAACUCCCUUUCUGUGUUUGACCUUGAAGAUGCUUCAAAUUCAACCCGAGAAGGAUAUCAUUGUAGAGUUUAUCAAAAAUGAAGAUUUCAAGUAUGUCCGCAUGUUGGGAGCACUUUACAUGAGGCUGACAGGCACUGCAAUUGAUUGCUACAAGUACUUAGAGCCUCUGUACAACGACUAUCGAAAAAUCAAGAGCCAGAACCGAAAUGGGGAGUUUGAACUGAUGCAUGUGGAUGAGUUUAUUGAUGAACUGCUGCACAGUGAGAGAGUCUGUGAUAUCAUUCUACCCCGGCUACAGAAACGCUAUGUGCUAGAGGAAGCUGAGCAACUGGAGCCUCGGGUUAGUGCUCUAGAAGAGGACAUGGAUGAUGUGGAGUCCAGUGAAGAGGAAGAAGAGGAAGAUGAGAAGGUCAGGCUCUCUGGGAGCUUAACAGUUGAAGGAGGGAUAAUUAUGGGGAAGGGAUGGGGGAAUGGUCCUUUCUUGUUUUGUUUUCAGACUUUACUUUUUAACUUUCUUUAACCAAAAAAUACGAUAUUUGAGUAUGAGCAUUGAAUUAAAUAGACUUUGAUUCGUAUCUCAGCUCUCCACAAUCUUGUGCAAAUUAAUUUCAGUCUUUUCUUUUGUAAAGCAAGGCUAAUGAUACCUUUCUCUUAGGAUUGUUAUGGAUAUUAAUAAAAGGAUAUAUACAACGCCCUUAGCACAGUACUGCGACAUUAUAAUUGCCUCAUAGUUGGCAGCUAUUUAAAUAAAUACUUAGGACAAGAAUAAUAAUACUGUGCAUAGUUGAACCUAUCCUAAGGAGUAAGCCUAGUUUAGAAAAAGAAAAUACCUGAGGUGCCUGGGUGGCUCUGUCAGUUAAGUGUCCAACUUUGGCUCAGGUCAUGAUCUCACGGUCAGUGAGUUCAAGUCCCACGUUGGGCUCUGUGCUAACAGCUUAGAGCCUGGAGCCUGCUUUGGAUUCUGUGUCUCCCUCUCUCUCUGCCCCUCCCCACCUUGCACACAUGCUCUCUCUUGCUCU